This is a messenger RNA of Porites lobata, 18726 nucleotides long. NCBI's taxonomy places the organism in Eukaryota, Metazoa, Cnidaria, Anthozoa, Scleractinia, Poritidae. The record is from the annotation of a GenBank genome assembly.
GGUGUUAAAAGUGCAAGGGUACGGUUGGAUGUGUUGUUGAAGGAUCUUAGCAAGAAAACCGAAGAAAGGUAAAGUUUUAUUGGUGUAAUAUACCACAUCACCUCGGUCAAAACAUGAAAAAUAAAUCUAUUAUUGCAAUCUAUUUUGAUGGUUUUCAGUAGCUAGUAUAUAUUAUGAACCUGUUUGAUAUUCUGCUAUUGCAGCAGGUCUUCAGUUUUAUUUAAGGGAUUGCUUGAUUUUGGAGGUCACUACAUUGUGAUCAAACAUUUAUUAAAUCUGAUGAUUUAAGAGGGUUGUCACUUCCUUUUGGUGUAGCAUUUGCAGAUUUUUAGAGUCUUCUGAAAAUAAUUUGAGAGUUUUGUUAAAUUUGCUUGUGUUAUUUCAGUAGUGAGGAUGAAACAAGUUCUACAGUGGCAAGGUCAGUAGAUGUAUUUUUAAUUGAAAAGCCAAAACUGUUCCAGAAAAAUGACUAUUAUUACUAUUAUUAACCUCUGAACAAACUCUCGUGUGAAUUAUUUUAUGGUGUAAAAGUCAUAAUAUCUGAGUCAAAUGCAUGAGGUUUUCAUCUUGUCAUGACUGGUAGUCCCAAAAACUUUUCAGCAACUUCUGACAAUUUUUUGAAUAAUGACUUUUUGGCUUGGGAUUGUGCUUGGUAUCAUAAGACAAACCAGGUGCAUUUUUUUCUGAUCACUGCUUUCUAACAUUUUGAUUUUCAGUACUGUGUCAUUUCAAAUGCCACCGCCAUCCACUCCAACAAAAAGGUAUGUUUUAAUGACACACUCUGGUCCAAAUUAGAUUCUUAGAUCAUUGACCUAAAGUAAUUUUAAUUUAUCUCACUUAGCCAUAAUGAAAAUAAACGAAAAUUAGAAAAUGGAAAUAAAAAACACUUUUUGUGUAAUGGGAAGUUUUUAAUUUAAGAUUGACUUCAGCUUCCAGGAGAUCUCUCUCUCUCUCUAUUGCCUCUCUAAAAUAUUUUAAAAUUCUCAAUGUCCAAAGUUUUAGAGUUUUUUGAUGAGCAAAUGCUAACAUUUUUUGUGUGUUUGCUGCCUCUUCUUUGUGUUUUUAGAAGUGCUUUUCUUAAAAGAUCCAAUAGUCAGUUGCUUGUUGAAGCAUUUAACAAUAAAAAUUAAACUUAAAUCAUUAUUGCACUAUUGUUAUGACACUGUAUAUUCUAACCCACCUCUUCUUGUUUUUUAUUGCUUUACAUUUAAAGGAGUGCCUCAGGUAUGUUGAUAUAUUUAUUAGAUGUGCAUGAAGAAACACUUUUCUUCUAUCAAGGAUAAUAACUGUUUUGGCUGGAGCCUGCAUAACAGGUGCUUUUUUUUCACAUUUUUCAGGCUAGCACAAAAUGUGGAUGUGGAGUGCCAGACACGCACAACAGAAGAAGACACAGAAAAAAAAUCACUUUUUCUGUGUUCUGUGCCUUUGUGGUCCUCUCAAGCUCCACAUCACUUUGUGCUCACCUGAAAAACGCAAAAGAAUAGUGCCUGUUCUGCAGGCUAUUUUGGCUUUCACAGCUAAUUUACCACUGUUCAAAAUGUCUUUGGGCAACGUUAGUUUUGACCCUCUUUUUCUCUUUCUAAUUUCCAAAUUGUAUAAUUUCAUAUAUUAGGGAAAACCCCACGAAAAAGACGCAAGAAAGAUAUGGGAGUUGAUGGUAAGUGAACAUUUACGCAUCUGUUGACCAUUAUGCUAGCUAAAUAAUAAUUAUGAAUGUUAUUUCUUUCUUAAAUAAUCAUAUCUCUCUCCUUUCCUUUGUGAGAUCAAUUUCUAAAAUUAUAGCUGAGGUGAAAUUUUCCUCAUAUAAUAUUCCUUUUUGGAAAAGUCCACCAGAUGUGGAGAAUAACGUCAUGCUCAAAGAACAAAUCAGAUAAAGAUUACUUGUAAAAUAUUGUACUACCAUGUGCACUUUCUACAUGUGCAAGGAAUUCCCUUGACUAUUUGUUGUUAAUUUUGGGUAAUGUUCAUGGAUAAAAUGGUAAUGUUUUGACUUCUGUUUUUUAAACGUGUUAUUUUUAACAUCCAAUUUUAUUAAUUUGUCCCUAGAUGGAGAAAGUGGUAGUCAAAACCGUAAGUUCAUUGGGAUGUGAAAAAUACUAAAUCUUACUAUUUUUUGAACAUAUUAUAUUUUGGAGGUAUGUAACUGAUUAUUCUUUUAUCUUUCUCUUUUCAUGGUUUUUGCCUUGGCCUUGCCUUGUGGGACUUUUCUCUUACAGCAAGGUUAGUUUAUGCUUGGCUUUGAUGGUGGACAGGGGGGAGAUUAUCAAACAAUUAUACAUUAACAAAGUAAGCAACCUCUUUCUUUUAGCUUUGUUAUGAAGCUGUUUGACCGCAGUGUGGACUUUGCCCAGUUCAGCGAGGACACACCAUUGUAUGCUUUAGCAAGAGCAUGGAUGCAGAAUAAACCAUAUGGAACAAAGUUGUCUGAUUCACAGGAUGGCAAUCUUGAUGGUGACUCUCCUUCAAACAGUCAAGAGAGUGCUUUGUCUUCCUCCUCUCACAGUGUUAGUAGAAAAUGUUGUUGUGCCUAUGUUUCCAGUAUUGACAAUAAUAAUUCAUGUUUUGUGGAAGAUGUGACCACAAGGCAAUGACUUUACUUUUGUUUUCCUGAACUUCAAUACAGUCUUUUAGAAUUCAACUCCUGAAAAAUUUGCAAAUUUGACAAAUUAAAUGAGUUGAAAUUAGCGUGACAAAUUUUGAAGCAGCACGAAUUCACUUGGCAAUGGGAGUGGCCUGUACAUCAGAAACCUUUAUUGGCAUUAUGAUUUCUAGAUUGUAGCUUGUAUUGGAUGAAUGAACCUUAGUUAUUUCUCAGUAAGAUCAAGUACCGGUAAGUUAUCAAGUAUACAAGUUUUAAUCCUAGAACAGCUAUCUCACAUGUAUGGACCCUUCUUAAUUACAGUGUUUGCUCUUGUGGAAGUGAUUUCUUUUAUGAUACAGUUUCCAGAAGUGAUUGCAGAUCAGCUAAAGCAAAAUUGCAUUCUUAUGUACAAUAUGGGUCUAGUUAAGCUCACGUGAUGAAUUAACUUUUUAUUAUUGAUUAAUAUGAAAUAUUUUUCUCUAGAAUGGUGAAGGGGAUCCAAGUAAUGUGUACAGGUAAUUGUGUGCUAAUACCCUUUAAUACCCUGUAAAUAAAUAAAUAAAUAAACAAUAGAAAAAUAUUUAGAGGUAGCACUUCCACUAAGUGGUCCUUCAUCCACCUGAUGAUUCCUGGUCAAAUUGGAAUUUGAAAGUGUUGGUUUUUGACGAGAGGGGAAAACCGGAGUACCCGGAGAAAAACCUCUCGGAGCAAAGGAGAGAACCGGUAAACAAAUAAUCACGACCCACAUAAUUAUGGUGUUGAUGCCGAGAUUUAAUCCCAGUCCACAUUGAUGGAAGGUGAGUGCUCUCACCACUGCACCACCCUUGCUCUCUUGUGAAGAGUGAUUUAAUAUCCAUCUGAACAGGAAUAUUUUCCACAGGCUUUCAAGGUAGUGUACAAAUAACAGCAACAAAGAAAAGUAUUGCCCUAUAAGCAACCAUAUUAACCCUUUAAACCCUAAGAUCAACAUUUGAAUUCUCAUUUGUUGCCCCUAUUCAUUUCCUACAGAAGUAGUGGGGAGAAGUUGAUAAAUUCAUGUGUGAUCAUGUCUGUAAUUCUCAUGACCACUCUGUUUUAUAAAGCAGUGAUAUUACAAGGAAAAAUUUGACGCUGAUCACUCUUAGGGCUUAAAGGGUUAAAGGCCGAACUUUAGCAGAGCCCGUUGGCCCCUGGUGCCCAACUUUUCCUCUCUGAUGAAAUCUUUAUAAAAAUCAUAUGCUGGGCACCCUAGAUUUUACAGGUUCAGAGCACUUGCCCCCUUCAAUUUUCCUUAGAGAACAGCCUUGAUGUUUACUAAUUUGUAUAUUAUGUCAAGUUUUCCAGAUCCAAUCAAAUCAGUUGAAGACUUUGACAUGAACGUUUGCCAUCCCGAUGAACCACUGUCCCUUGACAUUCAUUAUGUAAGUAUAAUUUCCCAUAAAACUUGGUUUUAAAAUAAAGCUGCAUUAUGUGGCAACCCACAGUUAGAAUAACCAGUCAAGGCUGGUUGUUAUGGCAGCAUUAUUUUCCACGAAGAGAUGUUUUUAUUUCCGGACACCUAGGAGGCCUUAAAUAAAGAAUUACUUGAUUAAACUUACAUCUCAUUUCUAGGAGUUUGUGGAGACACUUUGGCAAAAUAAUAUAUAUUAAAUUAUUAGUUAACUGAAAAAUGUAACAAAGUCAACUGCCACAAGCAUAGCCAUAUCCACCACUCCCCCGUCAAACACACCACUGCAGGCUCCCGUGGAGCGUUAUUGCUUCAUCACAGCAGGAUCAUCAAGUUUCUUUAGUGGUUUUUGUAGUGGCUGCUUUGGCUUGGAGUGGUUUAUAGCAAUUGUUUUAGCAUUCACCUACCCUACCCUCUAUGUUCCCCUUCCACUAGCUGAUUCAUCAAAGUGAUGGGUGCCUGGAAUGGGGGCUGGUUGCUGGGUUGUGGAAAUUUGCCAGCCACAGGAGCAGAUUCUAUCUGGGGACUGGUUGGUAUCAGUGGAGGCCCCUGGAUACCCCAUGCACCCACCUUCCAUUUAGCUGGGCAGACAAUGAAAUGGUGAUCAAAACAAACUUGAUCCUUCUUACCCCUAAGAAAAGUUUGCGUGCCGUGUUGUUUCCUACGUGUAGGAGGGGCUUAGCUGGGAUGGGGGGGAGGGGAUCACACUAUAAAACAUUCAGGGUACUUACCAGAUUUUUAAUCAACAUCCAUGCUUUAAUUUUACUGAAAGCGCAGUAAAUUUUUGAGGGUGUUGCUUAUUUGAGAGCACCAUUUACUCAAGUGAAUACGGUACAUAUUUUUCUGAGCCACUUCCUUAGCUGUAGCAGUACAGACAUAAUUUGCUUAAUUCUCAUGCUUCAAAUUCUUUAAGUUUAACCAAAGUUUUGUUUACUCCCGAAAGGACCUUAACAAAGCACCUUCGCUGAAUGACCUUAAACGAAACCACAUUGAAAGGUGGAAGAAAGUUAAAAGCAAGUAAGGAAAGAGUUAAUAGAAACAAAUAUGAUUCAAGUUAUUUGUAGUGUACUGUUCUUUCAGAUUAAUCAUAGCUUUGAAUAAUGGUUGCUUUGGUGACCAUUAAACUGCGAACUAGCAAACAUUGACUAUUUCCAGUUGUCGGGCGCAGAGAAGCGAUGUCCGGAAACACGUCUGUGUUUGCGGGCUUACUGUGAACAGGGUCCCAGGGGAGUGUGGUAAGGGAUGCAGGAGAUUCUCUUACUUCCCUGCCGGCCCCUUUUUUCACACUUUUUAGCUUUGUGCGGUGUAGACGGGAUAGUUUGCGUCUUAUUUAGGACGCGUCUAAUGAAAGACGCGUCUUAUUUUUCCUCGUAUAAAUGGCCCUUUUGUCUUUGUCCUAUACCCCACAAGAGGGCCUGUUUACAGGCUAGUAAGCUCCAUUUUCUUCAUUAGAGAGCUUUAGAUUCUAAGACGAGUACGACAACGGGGAUGAAAUUUUCUCAGUAGUAGGUGGUGCUCGCGCGUGAACCAGCGUUAUUUUGGCGGGAAAACGUGGUACCCGUCGUCAUUCUACUACGAGUCUUAGCGCGAAUGUCGAAGUGGCGGAAACCAGUUAUGAAAUAUUAGAAGUUUUAUCAUUUUGCAAUCGGGAGACGGUGUAACCGCCUUCACUAUAAGGUAACAGUGCUAACUUUUCUAGUGAAAAAUGAUAAAAUGAAGCUUUCAAGGGAGUCUAUAUUUUGAGAAUACGCGAAAAAACUUUAAGUCAAAUCUCGUACUCGUAGUCGUCCUCGUCCUCGAAUCUAAAUGUCUCUAUUAUCGUUCCCUACAUGUGUAUAUUGUUAGACCCCGUCCACAUGGCUCGAAUGCAUUUUUACCUGUGCAACCUGUUUACAUAGAACCAUGCAAAUUCACUUACAGAUUGUAUUACUGUUUACUCGCGUCCAUACUUCUGAUCAGGUCAAAAAUUUGCAUGGUCCGGCGGGUCCCGUGUAAACGAAAGGCCGAUCCGAGUAUAAAGUUUUUGUCCGUAUCGUUGUAAACGGGAUCUUAGUUUAAAAGAAACGUGCAAAAGGUCUGUAGCUAAAAUUCAAUUUUCAAACUACAAAUUCUUUUAAAUUCUGUCUUUAUAUUUGAUCUUUGUUAUUUGUCUUUUGUAGCUGGAGAGAUUUAUCAUUUGAAAGACAAGCGCGCUACGGACCGAGUAUAAAAAUGAUACGAGAACUUUUUGAACACCAAUGACAUUAUGUUUACCUUGUAAAAAUUGCGUUUCAGUAUAUGUGUGUGAAAUAGUAUAAACAGUUCAACCAUCCUUAUAAGACAUUGCCAUAAAGUUUACACUAUUAUUAUUAUUAUGAUAUAACAUAUUAGCCAGGGGCACCCAACGGCAAUUUUCGGGAAAAUAUCUGUUCGGAAGACGAUUUGAGAUCUAGAAUUUUCGGAACAUUUCUUGUAAAAUUUCUUGCUUGCCUGCCUCUCCUAGGAUUUUCGAACAUCUACAAAAUGGUAUAAUUACCCAUUUUAAACGGAUAUUUACCCUAAAAAACCAUCCUUAUAAGACAUUGCCAUAAAGUUUACACUAUUAUUAUUAUUAUGAUAUAACAUAUUAGCCAGGGGCACCCAACGGCAAUUUUCGGGAAAAUAUCUGUUCGGAAGACGAUUUGAGAUCUAGAAUUUUCGGAACAUUUCUUGUAAAAUUUCUUGCUUGCCUGCCUCUCCUAGGAUUUUCGAACAUCUACAAAAUGGUAUAAUUACCCAUUUUAAACGGAUAUUUACCCUAAAAAAGGCCACCUAGAAUUUUCGGGAGCCUUUUCCUGGCUGAAAUUUUCGAAAAGGUAAGUUUUGAUCCCUAUAAUUUUCGGAUCACUAGACUUUCAGCUAGGAAAUCCGAACAGAUGAAACAUUUUUAGGGGAUAAAAAUAUGCUUAUAUCUUCCCUUUAAAUACUAAAAUAUGUUCAACAAUGCUAUGUUAAGUGGUUUUGAACUAUAUCCUCGUUGGGUGCCCCUGAGUAGCCUGCGUAGCAGGCGCUUAAAAGUAGUGGGCACAAGAAAAAACGGGCGCGCGAGAAGGAGACAAGCGUGUCUCCCUCGCGCGCGCCAGUUCUCUCUUUCGCCCGCUACUUCCAAGCGCCUGCUACGCAGGCUAAUAACAUAUUUACUUUAAAACCGAUAAGUAACCCGCAAGGCAUAGAAAUUUAUUCCCUGUGAUUGAUGCUAGUUUUGGUAGUUUGUUAUUUGUUCUUAGUUGAUCUUAAGGGAAGCCUGAGCCUUGCUAAACAUUCUUGGUUUGCAACCACGCAAUGAGACGGCCAAUGGGGACAUGUUAUUGGUCAAAACAGUACCUUGUCGCAGAAAUUGCAGGAAAAAAAGAUUGGAGGGAAACACUUUUGUUCUUGUCAACCAACAUGACGUUACUGACUGUAAACCAGGAAUGCACAACGUUUUAAAAACUUUAUAUCUCUAUAACAUUGGCCGUUUUUAUGCUAGAGAUGUUAAAGUCGUGUUAAGACGGCUUUAACGUCUAGUAAAAAACGGUAAAUAAGAGAGACGCAUUUAACGUCUGACGACUUUACUAGUGUAACUAGAAAAUGUGUAAAAUUGCAUUUUGUUAACUGUUUUAUCUGUGAAACACUAAUAGUCUAUUUAUCGAUAUCUGAAUAAAUGCCCAUUGAAGGGCGUAUGCUGAGAUACUGGAGCCAGUGUUGUUGUUUCUUAUGUGCUUGUUCGUUUCCCUUGCUUUUUAUACAUCUCCGUAAAUAAGAGAGAACGUGUAUUGUAUCACACUCUUUUCAUUGCCGAAGAACAUUCUUGACUCUUGAUUUUUAUGUGGCUUGAGCCUCCUGGACUUUGGUGACGCUUGAAAGUGGUAAUCGUUUGGUAAUCAAAGUUUAUCACCUGUUUUUCGCAGGGGUCAUUUUCAUUUUCCUUACUUUUCACUUACACCUAAUUGCAAUAAGGUUGUCAUAGAAAAAAGCAAAAAGUUAAAUAGGAAUUAAUUAGCAUGUAAUUAUCAUAGCCUGCAACAUUCACAACACACACGCUUAUAGCUGAAUAUUAAUCACGUAAUAUGCGGGAAAUCAUUUGCAUCAGUUUCUUGGUGUCAUUCUAAUGCAAUAGGACAAUUGCACGAUGACGUCAUUUGACUACAACUACCAGAAUCCUUGAGUUUGUUGUUUUCUUAUGCAAAUUAAGGCUAUUGUUCUGUAAUCCUCAGCGGGAUUGACAAAUUUAAAUAACAAAGCAAAACCGAAAUGAAUUGUGGUAGUUGUAGUCAAAUAUCGUCAUCUUGCAAUUGUCCUAUUCGAGUGCUGAUUCAAACGUGCUCGAAUUACAAAGCACAUCGGAUAACUACUAAAGAAAAAUGGCUCCAUUUUUUUUGUCAAUAAAUAUAGCCUGGGGUAAAUUCCAGGAACUCAACGCGUGUUUUAGAUUAGUGCUAAAUAGAAAAGCCAGUCUGCGUAUGGUUUGCAGUGCACAACACCAUCUGAUCACAAUUUUGAAGCAACAAAUCAGGGGCGUAGGCAGGACUUUUCAUCGCGGAGAGGGUGAGGGGGUCCUCCGCCAGUUCCUCACCUGAGCCACAAACCAAGCUUCGUUUGUCAGGACAUAAUAGAUUGGCGACUGAAAGUGCGACAACUGAGACUUAAUAUUGCUCGCGUCAAUUUACCUUUUUCUUUUUCGAAUUGUGCGACUUCUGUUGAUGGAGAAUGUUGGCUCUAAAAUGACUAUGGCGCCUGUCUAUCUUACAGCGCGGAAUUACAGAAUUAUCUCUUGUUAUUGUGAAUGAAUUCUUAAAUAAUUGUUAAAUACUGAAUUAAAAUACGCAAAUGUAAAUCACAUGGCUAAUUUAUUCCUAUUUGUCUUUUUGCUUUUUGCUUUUUUCUAUGACAACGUUUUUGCAAUUAGGUGUACACCUAAUUGCAAUAACGUUGUCGUAGAAAAAAGAAAAAAGCCAAAAGCCAAAUAGGAAUUAAUUUAAUAGCCAUGUGAUUUACAUUUGCGUAUUUUAAUAAUUUAACAAUUAUUUAAGAAGUCAUUCAUAAUAACAAGAGAUAAUUCUGUAAUUCCGCGCAGUAAGAUUCCGCACAUCAAAUGUACGUUUGUAAUUUGAGCACGUUUGAAAUUCACUAGAUGAAUCAGCCUCGAAUUGCAUUAGAAUGACACCAAAAAACUGAUGCAAAUGAUUUCUCUCGUAUUACGUGAUUAAUAUUCAGCUAUAAGCGUGUGUGCUGUGAAUAUUGCAAGCUAUGAUAAUUACAUGCUAAUUAAUUCCUAUUUAGCUUUUUGCUUUUUUCUAUGACAAUCCUAUUGCAAUUAGGUGUAUUUUCACGUAUUUUCCGUAUUGUCUUUCAGCUCUGACGCCAGCACUUACUUUCAAAUUGAAACUUCUAUGUAGUUUUUUUUGUAUUUCUGCAGUUCACAUCACCUUCAUUCUAUGUCAAUUAAGUGUGGAUAUCUGUUUGAGCACCCACUAUGCCGUUUACGAUGUCGUAGGCUGUUUUCUUCACACGAUUGAGGUCAUUCUCGUCCCCAGAGCCCGUCGUGUCUUGGUCACGUGAUCUUGAAAUCACUGGUCGGUUACAAAUUAAGCCGAGUGGCUCUGCGGACCGGAAUGGUUUGAGGUCACCUUGAAAAAGGUUGAAAAAGAGUGCUUUGUUAAGAGUCCUUUGCGCUAUAUAGUGGGUGCACAUGCGUCCUUUCGCACUAAAGAAAAUCCCUGCUACUCCGGCUCUUUUAGCGCUUGUCAACCACACUCCAAAGUUUCCGUUUUUUCUAACCCCUACCUGGCUGCUCACAAACGAUUACUUUACGACCUGCUGACAAAGGGCAGGUUCAUAAGACGCUCUCUUUUCAAUCUCUUUGUUUUUGUGACUUUUCAUCUCAGUUUUUAGGGUAAUUUUUUUGUUUUAAUCCCCUACUGAUACAGGAUCGAACCAAUUGCUGGUUUUCACAUGACGUCAGUAAAAUUCAAACGAUAAAACUAUCGAUCCUACCGAGAUUUCACUUUCACGAGGUAUUAGAGUGGCUGAAAACUAAUUUUCAUACGAAUUUUCUCUUCAAAAGGGUUCUUCGUUUUGUGAUAGAGUACGCUUGAAUUUCUAAGCUUUUGCGUGACGCGGCAUUAAGAGAGCUGUCAGGUAUGUUUAAAAAAAUGACUUAUUUCAGGGAAUUUUGCUAUCUAAACAGUUCAUGUAUUAGAAAAAGUAUUACUUUAAUGUUUAUGAGUUCUCGGAAGGAUAAAUUCACGCUUUUGUAGCAAAAGUCGGUAACAGAUUUUUCUGUUGGUUUCCGUCCGCCAUGUUGGUGCUCAUCCGUCUCCAUACAAAACUCUAUAAAUUUGGGUAAAACGUUUCUUCGAAUAUCUCGUAUACGAAAUAUUCCUCUAACCUGAAAUUUGGCGAGGGUCUUUGCAUAUAUACCUCCUUUCAUUUCCCAGAUUCUGGGCUUUAUCUAUUGAACGGUUUUGAUUUUUAUUUUGAUCUAUUUUGAAUGGCGUGACAUUGAAAACCAGCAAUUGAUUGUUAAUUGGAUACUCAUCCACUGGAUAGACUUAUCGGUUAAUAUCCAUCUUUUGAACAACUGAGGCAAAAAUAUAGCAGUUUCUCUUCUCAUGACAUGAUAGAAGACACUUUGAAAACACUCAAGUUUUGUCCAGGUUUCUACGUUUUUUCUUUGCCCAAAAGAAAAUUAAAUAACUUUGAAGUUCAUGCCUGGUCCUUUUUACUCUAGCCCCUUCUGCCGAAAACCUCUUCAAAAUGUCGGUACCAUGACUUUCAUUCUCAUGCCACUUGUUUUUACUACAGAUUCUACCAACAGAAUCCAUUUAUCAUGACUGGCGAGCGAACGCGCGAGCAAGCCUCCCCACACAUUCGCCUCACCUUUCGCGCACUGCUCUCUCGUGAAUUCUCGCGACUGCCCCAAAUGGCGAGCUUGCUUGCAGGCUAGGUUUUUAAAAAGCUGAAAUACUGGUAUUUGUGAAAUAAGAAUCUUUUGACUUUUCUUAUUUUUCCAGCAUGACUAACCAAGAUUAAAUGGAGAAAGGGCCCUGAGGCGCUUUCCGUCCGGCUGAAAAUUCUGGAAAUUUUACCGCAUUUCACCUAGUGUAACAAUUAAACUACAAAUGACUUAGGUGACUUUUGAUGUGCUGCCUAAUUUCCCUAAAGUUUUCAUCUGAUAACCGAGCAAAAUUGUUGAAAACUGUGGAACAGGGGAAAUUUCCACCAAACUUCCCAAACUUUUCUCUUGGAGAGGGUGGGGAAAAGCCUGGUUACAAAUUACUAGUCACCACCCCUGCAAGUCAAGCUUCGAAAGCAAGGGAGGGAACUUGAUGCAAAUUAUAUCAAAUUGCUUAUUGCAGUCAAAAGUCGGACACAGAACGUGUGGAUCUUGUUCGUUGCACUGUGAAUGGCAGAACCAGAGAAAAGGCCAAUGUCGGUUGGUAUUGCAUUCUCUACUCUUUUAAGAUUCGUUCUUAGUACAAUCAUAAUCUCUGCUAGUUAUUUCACCUCGCUAAUCGAGCAAAGCAACGAAACUCGGUCUCAGAGCUUCGUGUACAUGUCCCAACAAAUUGCCUUUCUUAGGUUUCAAAACUUGUCUUUCGAAAAGGUAAAAAUGUAGGCACAUUACUACCAAAUCACCCCACUUUAUCCUCUAUAUCUCGGAGAACGCCUUUUAAAGGUUGCUAUCGUCUCCGGACAUAAACUAUUUAGGCUUAAAUUGAGUAAAGCACGUCGACAAAACGAACGAAAAAAGUGAAAGUAACUUACAAAUUGAAGCGGGCACUUCCGCCUUAUAUUUGCUUUUGAUUAAAGAGAAAAAAAACCGUUAGGUGAUACUUUCGAUUUUAGGAAUUAUAUACGCAGUCACUUUUGCUGCGUUAUUAAACUCAAUGUCUUACGUUCCAUGAUCGAUGUCAGUCGCACAUGAAUGACGGUUCGAACUUCGAAAUUCCUGUUCCUCUGAGACGAUUAAAUUUAAUAUAACAUUAUCUUAGUGAACUUACAAUUCUUUCACCCGUAUUUUUGGGAACAUAUGAAUUUUGUCAGCGUUAAUUUUUUUUAUUUUAUAAAUCCAGCUUGUUAAAGAGCAGAGCCUAACUAUAAAAACGUUUUCCUUAAAACGCCUCUGUUACAGGCUUAAUCCCUCCAUGAAACGAAGUUCAUGCGGGGAUCACGUAACCCUGAAGAUAUCAAGACACGUCCGCUGCACCAAAACAUGAAAAGUAAAGUUGCUGUUAAUAAUAUUUUGAUUCCAUGGAGCUUAUUACUAAGUUUGAUCAGAUCCGAACACUGCUGCAGGUGGCAACAUUUUGCACUCAAAAACUUACUGAGUUUCAAAUUGUGACAGCUAACUUUAAUUUUUUCAUAGCAGUGAAUUUAAAGGAAAACUUUACCUCCAGUUGGAGGCAGAUCUUGAUAAAAUUUACAAGACAUUGUGUUUGAUACUCUUAGAUGAAAAUUAAGAAUCAAGCACUAGGCGCCUAAGCAUAAAUUAGUGUUGCUUUUACUUUUCUCUAUACUUUAUAUAUGUUAAUGAUGUCACUGUGUCUGUCACUGUGUGAGUGUCAUGUGGUUAGAUUUUAACGUUGUUAAAACCAAAUUUCUUACUCAAACGGUGUAGAACGUCAGCAAAGGGAAAUAUGCUGGCACUCAAAAUUUUGGUCAUUUACAUCAAAUAGUGGCAGGGUUCGCACGCACCUUGAAAGUCCUUAAAAGUCCUUAAAUUUUAAAAUAAAAAUUCAAGGCCUUGAAAGUCCUUGAUAAUUGCAGUCGGUGCUGGAAAGUCCUUGAAUUUCAACGAUAACUUAAUAGUUUAAGUAGAACUCCAAAGAAAAAGGAGUAAACACAGAAAGACCUUCGGGAUAAAAUUACUCAUGUUGUGGAAGAACUAAAAAAGACAUAGACUCAAGGCUCUUUUUUUGCACGGAAUGGCGUCCUUGAAAAAUGGGGAAUGUGUCCUUGAAAGUCCUUGAAAAGUUCUUGAAUUUUUUGUUCAAAAAAGGGUACGAACCCUGUAGUGGAACAUUAAAGAAAGUUCUUCUAAAUCUUUCCAACUUAUUUUUAUCACUUGGCCCUGGUUUUUCCAAAAAUGGAUAGUGAUAUCCACCGAAUAAAUCACUAUCCAGCGGAUAAAUAUUAGGAAAACCAAUAGUGCUAUCCACUGGAUAGUGAUUCAUCUGGUGGAUAGCUCUAUCCCGCUUUUGAACAAUUGGACCCUUGUGAAAUUUGUCCUCUUGUAAAUUAGAAAUUUAGUUACUUAUUCUUUGUUAUUAGAUGGGAUAAUAACAAGCUAGGGAAGAAUUGGGACAUCAAAAAACAUUGUUUAAAACAGUUUUUCUUAUUAUAUUUGUUAUUAAAUGCAUGACUAAAUUUCAUUGAAUUUUAUUGAUUCAAGGGAGAAUGUCUUGGUAUAAAAUCUAGAGUAGACUUAAAUCAAUCCUUUGACUUUCACUUUCUUCGUAUUAAUGAGUUUCAAUUCAAAUGACUGCAAGGGAUAUGCCAUUUUACCUUUUUCUUUGUGCCAUAACAACAUAGUUUAUGAAAGUUAUUAACAACAGCUUUGAAAGACUCUCCCUUACUGUGAGAAAGACAAUAGGGACCUUACGAUCCGACAAUGGCGACGUCCAUGAAAACGUCGCUGAAAAACAGAGUUCGCAUUAUUUUAAACUUUUUCGCGAUUAUCCCAAUUCACCCUGCUACUUAAAAGAGGGGGAUUUUGGCUGUAGCUGAAGAGAGGGGAACGCGCUCAAGUUCGGACAGAGAUGGUAGAUUUUAUCGCCUUGCCGUUCCCGUUCCCAAGUAAACUUAAAAUUUGGUCAUUUCAUGUCGUAGUUGUGCAGUGAAGGCAAAGAAAUGUACAAAAAAGCGUGCAGAGUUGUUGUUUUGCUCAUUAAACCUAUUGUUUUUUUGACUUACCCGUUGCCGUCGUCGUCGUGGUUUCGUAAGGUCCCUAAUAUCUCUGAUCAAGGUGCAAAAUUUAAAUAGCCUUAGCACCACAGGACACCCAUGCUAUAUAUAUAGUAAACAUGAACAACUUUGUAUCCAGCUGUGAGCUCAUCGCAAGGAAAAUAAAAUUAAAAGAAAUAAGAAAACUAACAGAGUGAAACAAUGGAGAAAUCAUUCCAUUCUUCAUUUUUGGACAGUAUUAUAAUGUUUUAGCUGUUGUUUUCUACACUUUAUUUAAACUCCAAAUACAUGAAGAAUUUCUCAUGAAAUACAAGGAAUCAGUAAUUUGCCAAACAGAACUAUUGCAAAAUUUUAUGUCAGCGUAGAUGAGACAGGAUUAAAAACUGAAAUCGUGUUAAUUCAGAUGUUUUUGGUAUCACCUUUGCAAACUGGAGAUUGGUGUUUGAAACACAGAUACCACAACUCCAGUCUCUUGCUUUAAUUAAUUUUGAUUAAUAAAAGGCCAAGGUAAAACAAUGACACCCUAAAAGUUUCAAAUGAUACUCUUUUUGGUGUCUGAUUUCUCCAAUACAAGUAUUGUGAAAGCAAACUUUUUAAGUGUCUCAACAAAGUUACUAAGGUUACAGAUAAUUCCAUGGUUAAUGUCAUUAAUUCUUGAUUAUCUCUAGAUUGCCAAAUGGUUGAUACAGUACAGUAAUUUCAUGCAUAAUAAUUUAAACAUUUUCAACAAUUGACAUGACAUUGAGGAGGUUUUUUUUCCUUUUUUCAGGAAGCACCAGUAGAACCUUACCCAGGGGGUCCACCAACCUAUGGCACAGAAAGGGGAGCUGCACCUCCCACCUAUGAUGAAGCAACAGGUUAGGGUCCCUCCAUGAUACUGUACUAAUUCCACAUAUUGAAUAUUUUGUUCAAUACAAACGGGGCUUUCUAGAAGCUCUCAACAACUCAAUUCAACAACUUUUGUUUGAUGAAAACAAACGUACGAUGGAAAUUCAAAAAUUGCGUAAGCAAAUAAUGCAGUUUAAAAAUAGUGUUAACCUCAUGGUUGAAAUUUCUUUCAAGAGAGUUCUCAAUCCACUGCAAUCUACCUUAUAGGACUCUCAAAUGGUAGUUUUCCCAGUUAAGGGAAGCCCUUGGACUCUGGCUCCCAGCAGAAUGUGGGGUACAUCUGUACCUAUCUCAGUGUGAAAGGCUGUAGUCAACCACUGCCCAUUUUCUCUUGUUUUUCAUUAAAUUUACUAGAGAACUGCCAAAUAUGAAUUGAUGAAGUACAGCCUUGUUACAGGUUUUUUUGUCAUCUCACACUUAAGCAAGAUGUCAUUUACUUGAAAGUAGACCCUUUACACACAGAACUUACGGUAGAACUAAGAUACCGUAUUUCCUUGAAUAAAAGCGCUUUUUGAAUAAUCGGCUCCCUCGAAUAAUAGCCCCCCUUUGAAGGAAAUAUUUCAAAAUACUCGCCUCCCUCAAAUAAUCGCCUCCCCCCGCUCCUCUCGCCAUCUUCCCUUCCUUUUAUCCCCUCCCUGUCAAGUUGAAGUGCAAUGUGAUCUAGCAAAACUGAUCAGUGACGAUUCAAGCUAUGAAAAUUUAUCAAGUAACUAAAUCUGUAACACUUAAAAAGCCCAUGUUCAGUUUAUUUGAUGUGAUUAUUUUUUGUAUUUAAUGGGAAAAUUAAAAAAAUAUAUUUAGGGCGUGACUUCCAGUGAUCAAUAUUUAAAAUAAUCGCCUCCCUCAAAUAAUCGCCUUCCCUUGAAUAAUCGCCCCUUUUUGUGCGAAAAAGAAAUAAUCGCCCCCAGCUAUUAUUCAAGGAAAUACGGUACGCUUGGUUACAAAAACCUUUUUUGCAUUCUUGUUCAAAGGUGGUAAUCUGUGUAAGAUGUAACUCAGAGUAUUAUCAGCCUCAUUGGUGAUUGCUGUUGAUCACAUAGACGAUAGUUACUGUGAAAAUUAUUCAGAAAAUCAUGAACACCAUAAAAAUUAAUAUUUUCUGGAAUGUUAAAUUGCAUUGCAAGAAAACAGCUUGUCAGGUGUGAAAAAAACUUAAGUGCAAACAUUAACUGUAAUUUGGUUGUAGUUUUCUGGUUUCAUUGUGUGUCCUAAUCUCUUGUGUGAUUGGUCACUGCACAAUUAACAUUACUGAAAUAUCUUAUGUGUUCAUGUUUUCUGAGUUUGACAGUAAUAUUGUUUUAUUCCUUCCUCAAUUUUCACUAUCAGGGCCUCCCCCAUCAUACCAAUCAUUGUUUGGAGAAAUCAAAGAUGCUCGGCAUGGAUCCAGCUCAGUGUUAGAUUUCUUGAAAAAGUUGAUCCUUAUUCUAGCUGGAACAAGUAAGUUUGAAAAUGAUUAUUGUUACUUUACCUUCUACAGAAUGCCCAUGUCUUAAUUUUCAGAGCAUUCUCGCUCAUGGCCACAAACCUGCAGUCUGUCCCUAAUGUGCCUGCAUUGUGUGGUGCAGGGUGACAGCAGGUUCAUAACUCCAAUUUCUUAACCUGUGUUUAUGUUUUUUUACAACAUAUUUAAUGAUACUGUUAGCAGAGCUCCACACAAGCGGAGCCCCAUAGCUAAGGAAAUUUGUUUGCCUAUCCAGUCGCGUGACCAUAUGUUCACCCACCCGCCCAUCUGUCUCCACCACUAGAAACUUUCUAGUUAGUGUGGGGGCCUGCGUCCUGAUAUUGCACAUCCAUGUUGUGGUCAACUGACAGCUGUCAAAGCAGGGUAUACGCUGAUCAGCAUCACAUCGCCAUAUCGCGGGCUCAGGUGUCGACCCAUCAAGGUUACAUGUUUUUUUAAAGUCUACCACUGACAAGUUUCUAGUUUUCAACAGAUCGCAGGCUCAAAUCGAAUUGGAUUUCUUUAUUGCAAUGUUUUUUUCAUUUACGGGAGCUUCGCCUUUAGCCUCGGCUAAAUCUUUUUAUUAUCAUUUUGUCUCUAUCUUCAAAGAGUACUGCUUGCUCAGUGCUUUUGCUUGAAUUUACUCGCUUUCAAUUGACUUUUUGUGUUAGUUCUAUUGUUAGUUAGUUAUUUUCUCUUUUUGAUUGUAAAGCGAUAUAGAGCUUUUGUAUAUACUGCUAUACAAAUAAAGUUAUUAUUAUUAUUAUUAUUAUUAAUGAGCAUACAUAAGUACUACUUUUAGGUAGUUUUCUGGCACAUUAUAAAUUUUUUCACUAUUGUUUUGCAGUUGGCUGUACCAUCGCCAUAGGGCUAGUCAUGGCUAUACCCAUUGCCAUGAUUGUCAUAGGUAAGCUAUCCAUAGUUUGGGGGGGGGGGGCGUCGUGUAGGCGGCACACCCAAUAAAAUUUUGGGGUGGGAAUUAGUGCUACCGGAGUCCCUAGCUUGUGAUGAUUCAUUGGAACCUCUUACUCUACACCAUACUACUGCACAAACACUCUGAUUGCUAUCCUCCAUAUCAGAUGCAAGCUUACCACGCACAGAGGCGCAUAUCAUAUUGGUAGUUAUCCACCACCCAACAUGGGUUAAAAGCUGUCAAACCUUCUCGACAGCUGUUUCGUAUAACUCCCACGUGUAGUCAUAGUCUCCGCAUUUUUUGCCUUGAUGCUUUAAAAAGCCCUUAUAUGUACCAUGUUAACUCUUCAGUUGGUCAUUGUGAAUUCCAGAAUGUGUUAUCUUCCAUAGAGGUGUGAGCCCUGCCAGGAUUGUCUAAAAUAGCUGACACCAAAAAUCAUCCCAUACUUCUUGAUUUUGGCCAGCUACUCCACUGGACUUUUUCUGAUUCUUUUAAAUAUUAGUAAAAAAAAAAGGAAGACCACCAUUGACGUCAACAUUAAAGCUACCUACAUCAGGGCUCGAAAAAGUCUCAUCUAGUUGUCCAGGACAUGUAGAUUGUCUUGGUGGGAAAGUAAUUUCAACACUUUAAGCCCUAAGAGUGAUCAGCAUCAAAUUUCUCCUUGUAAUAUCAGUGCUUUGUAAAACAGAGUGGUCAUGAGAAUUAAGGACAUGAUCACACAUGAAAUUGUUUGAUAUUUUAUCAACUUCUCCCCACCACUUCUGUAGGAAAUAAAUAGGGGCAACAAAUGAGAAUUCAAAUUUUGAUCUUAGGGUUUAAAGGGUUAAAGCACACUUACCCAGUGGGCAAGGGUCCAGGCAAGAGUCAACCAUUAACAAAAUCAUGAACUACGAUGAGCAAGAAAUGGUGGCCGGCAAGCAAAAUGUGAUAGCUGCUUCUCCAAAGGACAAGUUUUUUUUCAAGCCCUGUACAUUGUACAUAUACUUCAAAUUUUUCCUUCAACCCUUCAAGCCAUGUCAUUUAGGUAGUUUCUUGGUUCUUUCCCUCAAUGUAAGUUCACUGCAGAAUAAGAAUAUCAAAUUCCAGGUUAAAAAAAUAAAUGGUAGCAAACAAGGAGAACAUUGAAACUAACUUCCCCUCCAAAUGAUUCUAUAUAUUCUUUGCAUUGUAUUAACUUAGGUGCUGAGUAUAAGAAUGACUGUCCUAUCGAAAGGAAGAUACCCAUCUAUCUGAUAGUAGCUGGAUCUAUUGGUGUCUUCCGCAACCUCAUCUCGUUAUGUCAGAGGGCAAAGAAAAGCGACAAUGAUGAAGGAGAAGAAGAGAAGAAGCAAAACCCUGUUACUUCCAUCCUGGACUGUUUCCUGUUUGCCUGGUUUAUCUGCGGCAAUGUCUGGAUUUACAGUAAUUAUAAGGAUGUAAUUCACGAUAAUAUGGACAGUCAGUAUUACUGUGAUGAAACUUUGUACGCCUUUGCAUUUUGGAUAACUACAGCCACUUAUAUUUUGAUUGGUGUUAUGUGUUGCUGUGUUUGCUGUGUUGGUGUGUGUGCAGCUAUUUUCAGCGAGGAAUGA